Molecule: messenger RNA, 3488 nt
Organism: Chenopodium quinoa (quinoa)
Lineage: Eukaryota; Viridiplantae; Streptophyta; Magnoliopsida; Caryophyllales; Amaranthaceae
Product: tetraketide alpha-pyrone reductase 2-like
Exons: 3
Coding region: 2614-3120 (168 amino acids)
Molecular function (GO): oxidoreductase activity, acting on the CH-OH group of donors, NAD or NADP as acceptor
Source: RefSeq, a predicted model, not a curated record
UUAAAAAAAAAAAAAAAAAAAAAAAAAAAAGAAAAAAAACUCAUUAAUGCUUGGUAACCUGUUAACUUGUUGUUAAAGGUCAAAAUUCAGACAGUACCCAAGUUUAGUACCCAACUUGCAACAAAGCAAAGUUGAGUACCCAAUAUGCAACUUUGGCCAAAGUUUAGUACCCACAUUUUAUAUUUACUCAUUAGUUAUAUGAUAUGAUAUACCCAUGAUGCCAAAACAAAAUUCACUCUAUAUCAUUUAGUUUCUUAUACCUAUCAAUUUUUUUAGGUGAAUUUGUGCGAAAUAUUAUCUUUAUUUGCAGUGUUUUUGCGAAUAUUUUGCGUACUGAACAUGGGAAUUCAUCGAAAUGUAAAAACAAGAAUCUUUUAUUAAACAUCAGCAUGAAGCUUGCCUCUUUUUCUGGUCGCAUGCAUACAAAACCAUUUGAUGGUUUCCGUGAUCACUUCCACUUGCUUGGAUGUUCACAAAACACAAAGUAUCAAAAAAUUAUUGCUUGGAAGUUCAAUAAACCACACCAAAUUUAGUCUGUCAUGUGUGUAGAUGGGCACAUCUUGUAACCACUACUUAUAAAAAAAACAAAGUAACCACUAUAACACUGAUGAAAUAACUUCUUUAAUACAAACCAAAUAACUCCUAUUACACCAACAAAGUAACCCUUAUAAUAGCUGGUCACACGAUGUGACCAACCACAUAUAAGAAUGUGUGGUGAUAGUUAGUAUAUUAAUUACGUAUGCAUAUCUCUAACAAAUUCUCAUGACUUCCUUCACUUAUAUUAAUCAUACCAUAGUAACCAUACAUCCAACCCUCUCUGAACGAACACCAAUAAACAAUUUGGCUGCAGGUUUAUUUAUUUAUCAUUCCCUUAAACCACUCCAUUUCUAUAAUUAGUAAAAAUAAUAAUAGCAUAACAGCACUAAUCAUGCACUAAGUCCUAUAACCACUCCAAGUUUGACCCUUCUAUAAUUCCAUAAUUGCUCUUUAAUUUGUUGUCAUUUCGCAAGAGAGACACAAAAAUGAAAGAAUACUGUGUAACAGGGGCGACUGGAUUUGUGGCGUCGCACCUUAUUAAGGCACUGCUGCAAAAUGGCUGCUCCGUAAGAGCUACUGUACGAGAUCCUGGUACUAUUAUUUUUCAUACCAUUUUCUACACCUUGUUUUCUUUAUUACUUUACAUUUAGUAUUUUUUACAUUUAUGUUUUGUUUGCUUGAAUCAAUUUUCAAUUAUGUGACUCCUUAUACACUGAUUUUUGCCUUCAAAUGAAGAAAAACACAUUACUAAUCAUUAAUUAAAAAUUGUUUUACAUUUUUGUCAAAGAUUGAAAUGAUGUUAUAAGGGAGAAAAAAAAAAAACAUUAUUGUAAUCAAGGUAAUUUUAGGGGCCGUUGGUUCAUCAGGGAAGUGAAAAUUCCCAUUAAAUUACAAUUUGUAGGAAUUAAAUUCCUUUGUCAAAAUUAUGGGAAUUCAUGAAAUUUGUUUGGUUAAAAAUGGAGGAAGUAAAUUCCCAUAGGAAUUGAUUGUAACUUACCAAGGGGGGGUUGGGUAAGUUAAUUCCCAUGUUUUGAGGGAAGUCAAAAUUCUCGUGAAUUGGCAUUGCCCCCAUUUUUACUUUUUUGUGUCAACCAAACAAAAAGUCCAAAAUGAAAUUCAUGGGAAUUUUAAAUGCCCACAAGAUAUUAAGCCAACCAAACAACACCUAAGGGCUCGUUUGGUUGAAUGUAAGAAUUGCAAAUUCCUUGGAAAAUUGAUUUCCCAUGAAAUUGAACUUCCUAGGAAAUUCUAAAAAGUGUUUGGUUAACUAAGGGAAUGAGAAUUUUCACUUACCUAGGUCUCCCUAGGUAAUUAACUUUCCCCAUAUUAUGGGAAGUGGAAAUUCAUGGGAACUUUCCGUGAAUUUGUCAACCAAACAACUUCAAAGAAUUUCAAUUACUAGGAUUUUCAACUUCCCAUGUUUUUAUUUGUCAACCAAACAACCCCUUAGUAUGUGCAACAUUAUACUAGUAUAAAACAACAAAUUUAGCUUUCUUCAUUCUAUAGUUUUUUAAGUAACAUAUUAUUUCUUUUUAAAAAGAAUAAUGGGUAUCUAUGAGUAUAGAAAACGAGUUUCUAGAGGAAGGAGAAAAACAAAAUUGAAUUUGUACCUGCAUUUGUAUUAAAAUGCUCAUACUAUACGCGGUUGGAUGAAUCAAGAUGUACUACCUACAUAUCUGCCCUCACAUAAGAAAGUGUUUUCAUGCUUUAUUACGUCAAUCUUGAUUAUAGUUGCUAAGAAGAUGAGGAGUUAUGCGAAAUUGCAAAGGCAUUGUUUAGUAAAAUAAUAAAUCUAUUGUUAUCUCCAAUAAUGCUUUAAUAGUAGCUUGAUGGAGAUCGUUACUAAUCCCUCUGUGUUUUAAUAAAUGUUACAGUUUGAUCGACACAUAGUUUUAAAUAAUAUAAUUGAUUUAAAUAAAAUAAGAGGUAAGUAGACUAGUUGAAGUAUUAAAAAAUUGUUAAAAAAAAAUAGUAGGUUAGUAGUUUAUUGAAGGAAAAAUGGAAAUUAAAAAUCAAACCUUUGCGCGGUAUUAAUAAUCAAGAGGUUGGGUUAUUACGUUGUGUACGUAUGAGCAGAUGUGGUAUGCCUAUGCUAAGACAUUAGGAGAAAAGACGGCACAGAAAGUAGCAGAGGAAAAAAAUCUUGAUCUUGUGGUUGUACACCCAUCCUUUGUAAUUGGUCCCUUGCUUGCUCCGUAUGUAACGAGCUCACUCAAAUAUGUACUUGAUCUAAUCAAAGGUGCAAAAGGUGCAUACCCAAAUGGGUAUUGCGGAUUUGUUCAUGUAGAAGAUUUAGUAGCAGCUCAUAUAUUAGCUAUGGAGGAAAGCAAAGCAUCAGGCAGAUAUAUCUGUUCAAGCUCGGUAGCACAUUGGUCCGACGUCUUGGCAGGGCUUAGGACUAAGUAUCCCAUGUACCCGUUUGAAACCAAGCCUAAUAACAACGAAGGGGAUCGAAAUCAGCAUAGCAUGGAUGCUACUAAGAUUCUGCAGUUGGGGUUACCAAGUUUCAAAAGUAUCCCUGAAAUGUUUGAUGAUUGCAUCAAAAGUUUCGAAGACAAAGGGAUGUUGUCAUCAGCUUCUUAGCUUAAUUUGUUGUCAAAACUUAGUAAUCAGUGGUCCAAUAUGAUGGCAUUGAAGAUGCCUCUUUUAUAUAUGUAGCCGAUUGUGAUCGAUCAUUUGAUUUCUUUUUUCUUUUGAUGAUACUAUUCCUAAUUUCAAUGUUGGUGGUUCUCUUUUAUAUUUCUCUACUUUAUUUAAAGAGACUGGAUACAAAUAUACCAUUAGCGCACCUUUUAUUUGUCUGGUUUUUUACUCCUGUCAUCAAGCACCGGCAAUAUAGCAUGGCAUCAAAUGCUAAUAUGCUGUAGCGCAAUGCUAAGAUAGAUUUGAUCCUCUUCCAAGUAAGAAAAAAGUUUCAUGGUGUAAUUCUUAUGAACUCUAAACAAAUAGAA